AUGCUUAAUAUUGAUCAUAAUUCAUUUUCUGCAUCUACCGUUCAUUUAGAUUAUAUUACCACAGCUUUAAGUUGCUUGAUGCCCUUUGGACCUAAAGAUGAUGUAUUAGUUUUCAUUGAUAAGGAUGGACUUUCAUUCACAAGACAAUCAAAUCAUAUAAAUAGAAUUCAAUUAUUUUUAUCCAAGGAAUUAUUCAUUACCUAUCUAUUUAAUCAUGAUGAUAACUUUAUGAGACUAAGUCUUAAAUUAAGCCAUUUAUUAAAUAGUGUGAGUGUAUCAAGUCGUCAACAAUUGGAUGAUAUUUUAGAAUGUACGUUUUCCUACAGAGGCCAUGGUACACCAUUUAUGCUAAUUUUCCAAGAUUCAUAUACUACAGAGCAAGUUGAAUAUUCUACAUACUUAACAACUGACGCAGACGGACCCAAUCAAGGAUUAGAGUUAGAUAGAAGCUCCAUACAAUUAGAAUGUAUCAUUCAAGGCGAUGUGCUAUAUACUGCCUUAAAGGAAUUAAGAGAAAUUGGAUGUAAAGAAUGUUAUUUGUAUGCUAAAACAGAUGAAUAUACUAAGACAAAAGUAUUUUCUUUUAUUUCAAAAUCAAAAUUAGGAUUUUCCAAGAUUCGACUACCCAGCAAUAGAUCAAUCAUGGAGAAACUAGAAGUUUACAAUAGUACAUCAACUAUAAUUGGCUUUUUUGAUUUUAAUUCAAUCGAUAAAUUGAGGCCAAGUACAAAAAUUGCUAGUAAAGUCUUAUUACGAUUGGACGCUCACGGUAUUUUAAGUGCUAACAUCUUAUGUCAGAUUGACAAAAUCGCAAUAACAUCUUCUGCAUCUACCAGUGAGGCUCCUGCUGAUUAUCCUGGUGUUGUUAUUGAAAUAUGUAUGCUGGAAAAGGAAAUUAUUGAUUCAGCUUCGAAGAAUGAGAUUGAAGUUUUAAUGAGGUCUAGUAUAAAGGAAAGAACUAUCGACUCUUAUUUCACCACUACAAUGGCAGACCCAACUACGAAGGAAAAUGUGGCUCUUUUCGAAGUACCAACAACCAAUAGAGAGACUAAUAAUGAAGAGAGGAAUGAUAAGCAGCAUGCUGAUAUUAUAGAGGAAGAUGAGAGUGUGCCAAUGUUUUUUUAA
Henningerozyma blattae CBS 6284 is the source of this 1125-nucleotide messenger RNA. It is a transcript of the gene RAD17, whose product is annotated as Rad17p. Bases 1 to 1125 code for a protein of 374 amino acids. Gene Ontology annotation, cellular component: checkpoint clamp complex. Gene Ontology annotation, molecular function: damaged DNA binding; double-stranded DNA binding. The transcript has a single exon. Gene Ontology annotation, biological process: double-strand break repair; DNA damage checkpoint signaling; reciprocal meiotic recombination. The record is from RefSeq and is a predicted model, not a curated record. Lineage: Eukaryota; Fungi; Ascomycota; Saccharomycetes; Saccharomycetales; Saccharomycetaceae.